Messenger RNA from Truncatella angustata, 966 nucleotides. Its product is annotated as initiation-specific alpha-1,6-mannosyltransferase. NCBI's taxonomy places the organism in Eukaryota, Fungi, Ascomycota, Sordariomycetes, Amphisphaeriales, Sporocadaceae. The coding region runs from base 1 to 966 and encodes 321 amino acids. The transcript has a single exon. Gene Ontology annotation, molecular function: alpha-1,6-mannosyltransferase activity. Gene Ontology annotation, biological process: protein N-linked glycosylation. The record is from RefSeq and is a predicted model, not a curated record. Gene Ontology annotation, cellular component: mannan polymerase complex.
AUGCAUUUGCCUCUUCGUCACUCAAUAGUAUCAAAACUCCUUGGAGGUGCUGGCAUCCUUGCAGUCUGCUACUAUGUCCUUCAGCUUCAAACCCGCGAUCCUUCUGCGCCCGCACCGGUGGCUAUGACACCUCCCCUACAAACCACUCCCACUGCGAAACCAGAACCCACACCAGACACAAUACCGAAGAAACUGUGGUACAAACUUGGGCCCAACGGCCUGAGUGAGCAGCUUCGAAGAUAUUCCGAUUCCUGCAUCACUAUGAACCCAACCUUCCGACACGAGUUUAUGACGGACAGCUCCGGCGACGACUUUGUCAAAGACAAAUUCGGCGCCUCUCGCCCUGAUAUAGUUGACAGUUUUCUCGCUAUAAGUGUUCCUAUCAUCAAAGCGGACCUGCUUCGUUACCUUGUACUCUAUGAGUAUGGUGGGGUUUGGAAUGAUCUGGAUGUCUCUUGCGAAGUACCUAUUACUGAAUGGAUCCCAAACCGAUAUAAUGGCAACGCAAGUGUAGUCGUCGGCCUGGAGUUUGAUGUUGACAUAUGGGUUCGACAAUUCGCUAGUUGGACGAUUAUGGCAAAGCAAAAAUCACCGCAUUUGCUAACUGUCGUCGAGGACUGCUUGGAAUACCUUGCUCAAAAGGCUAAGGAGUAUAACGUCGGAAUACAUGACCUAAAGCUCAAUAUGAUUGAUGACAUUGUCGAUGUCUCGGGGCCGCGGAGGCUGACGCGUGGGGUUUUGAAAAGCUUGAGUAAGAAACUCAACGAAGAGAUAGGGAAUAAUGAGAUAUCCCAUGUUUCGGAACCACGGCUUAUCGGAGAUCUUUUGGUGUUGCCGGACUUUGCAUUUGCCAACUCAAUGAAUCAACAGUAUGGAGACAAGAAAUCUGGCCAGGUAUUGAUAACUCAUCAUUACGCUGGCUCAUGGAAGAACACAAACGGUGGCGAAGAGCAUGUUGAUAGAUAG